Diospyros lotus (date-plum) is the source of this 1713-nucleotide messenger RNA. RefSeq names its product BAHD acyltransferase DCR. NCBI's taxonomy places the organism in Eukaryota, Viridiplantae, Streptophyta, Magnoliopsida, Ericales, Ebenaceae. Bases 86 to 1522 code for a protein of 478 amino acids. The transcript has 2 exons. The record is from RefSeq and is a predicted model, not a curated record.
AUCCCCAAGCUCCCCACUCACUUCCAUUCUCAUCAUCAAUCCCACUUUCUCUUCUCUGCGUGUGUGAGAGAGAACAUAUAGCAAAAUGCCUCCUUCCAUGUCUGUCUCUACUUCUUCUUCGAAAGUGUCGUCGUGUUCACAGUUUGUGACGGUGGUUUCGAAAUGCACUGUGUUUCCAGAUCGGGAGUCGACUCUCGGAGACCUCAAGCUCUCCGUUUCGGACCUCCCGAUGCUCUCUUGCCACUACAUUCAAAAGGGCGGCCUCUUCACUCUCCCCAACCACCUCUCCCUCCCCUCUCUCCUCGCUGUCCUCAAGAAGGGCCUCUCUCGCACUCUCUCCCGCUUCCCGCCUCUCGCCGGCCGCCUUACCACCGACGCAGACGGUUAUGUCUACAUCACCUGCAAUGACGCCGGCGUCGACUUCGUUCACGCCAAUGCCGCUCGUAUUUCUAUCACCGACGUUCUGUCUCCCACCGACGUGCCGGACCCGGUCAAGGAGUUCUUCGCCUUCGACCGGACCGUCAGCUACCAAGGGCAUUUCCGGCCUAUUCUUGCCGUCCAGGUGACAGAAUUGGCCGACGGCGUGUUUAUUGGCUGCGCCGCCAACCACGCAGUCACGGAUGGCACGUCCUUCUGGAACUUCUUCAAUACGUUCGCGGAAGUAUGCCGGGGAGCGACCAGGGUGUCGAGGCCGCCGGACUUCAGCCGGGACUCAGUGCUGAUUUCUCAGGCGGUGCUCCGGUUGCCCGACGGCGGCCCCAAGGUUACCUUUUCUCUCGACGCGCCGUUACGCGAGAGAAUCUUCAGUUUCAGUCGGGAAUCGAUUUUGAAGCUCAAGGGCAAAGUGAACAACCGGAAAUGGACCGAAAACGAAGGAAUCGACGUGAUUGAGCUAAUGGGCAAGCAAAGCAACGACCCUCUGAAGAAUUUCCUGAGAAAUUCAAACGCCAAAGCGGCGGAGAUUUCGUCGUUCCAGUCGCUCUGCGCUCUGCUAUGGCGGGCGGUGACCAGGGCGAGGAAGCUGCCGGCUAGCCAAACGACGACGUUCCGGAUGGCGGUGAACUGCCGGCCCAGGCUCGAGCCGAAGAUGGAGGCGUAUUACUUCGGGAACGCGAUACAGAGCAUACCAACCUUCGCCUCGGCAGGGGACGUGAAGGCUCGCGACUUGCGCUGGUGCGCCGAGCAGCUGAACAAGAAUGUGUUGGCUCACGACGAUCGCAUGGUGAGACGGUUCGUGGAGGAUUGGGAGCGGGACCCUCGUUGCUUUCCAUUGGGUAACUUCGACGGGGCAAUGCUCACGAUGGGCAGUUCGCCCCGGUUUCCUAUGUAUGAUAAUGAUUUCGGAUGGGGCAGACCCGUGGUGGUUCGAAGCGGGCGGGCCAACAAAUUCGACGGGAAGAUCUCAGCUUUUCCGGGUCGGGAAGGAGGGGGAACCGUGGACUUGGAGGUGGUUUUGGCGCCCGAGACCAUGGCGGGUCUGGAGUCCGAUUCGGAAUUCAUGCAGUAUGUUUCGGGUUGCUGAAACGGGGCGGUUAUGGGAGACUCGGGCACCCCGCAGGAAGCCGGGGGGUUAGUGUGGGGAAAGGAUGAGGGAAGGGGAUUGUCCAUUUGUUCUAUAUUUCUUGCUUGUUUGUAUUAAUUAAUUAAUGCACCCAUUUGCCCCAAGAAUGCCAUAUUCGGAGGACGGGCCAAACGAAACCUCAACUGCACUUA